CGGGACGGCGGUGGGAAGAUGGCGCCCCUUAGGAAGCCGGGUGAAGCCGUGGAGGCAGAAGGCAGCGCAGGGCGCCGGGGGAGCUUGGGAGUGGAGGACCUACUCUUCUGUUUGUUAAGGUGAACCAAGGGAGAGAAGAAACAAGGAGAUUUUAUGCCUGCUCAGCCUGUAGAGACAGGAAAGACUGUAAUUUUUUUCAAUGGGAAGAUGAAAAGGUAUAUCAACUUUUUGGAUAUAAAUUUUUAUUUUUGAUGUAUGUGAUAAUUGUAUUGAGAAUGUCCAAACCAAUAAAAAUGUUUGCAGUUUGAAUAUUACAUGAGAUAAAUUGGCAAGAGAGAUGGAGAUGACAGUAUUUUUUUGGUGUGAGAAAUUGGAGUUUAUAUCUGAACUUAGCCACUCUGUGGGAGAAAGACCAGGCGAUCUGCUUCCAAAAAGAUCACAGCCAAAAAAACCCUAUGGAACAAUUCUACUUUGUUACAUGGGGUCACUGUGUCGAAAAUGACUCCACGGCACCUAACAACAACAACAACUUGGAUUAUUGGUGUCUUGAACUACUGUCUCAAAAAAACUUAGUUUCUCUUAAGACUCCAAGGUGUUAGUUUUGGGAGGGCUUAUCCUCUAUUUGCAAAUGCCGAUUUCUCCUUAAACAGUCUAGUUCAUGAUCACUUCCAGGAAGUAUUAGGAAAGUACUUUGUCUGAACAUCUGGAUUAAACAUCCUUUAUACAGCUACUGGUUGACCCUAUGAAGGCAAUUGGAGGUACAGUUAUGAGCUUGUUGUCAGGAGCUAGACUUGCUGCCCGAGAAGCUCAUAACCAAAGAUGUCAGCCUCCCCUAACUCGAAUGCAGUGUGUGGAAAGGUACUUGAAGUUUAUUGAGUUGCCCUUGUCUCAGAGAAAGUUUUGUCAAAGAUGUCAGCAGUUGCUGUUACCAGACGACUGGGGAGAGCAUUGUGAACAUCAGGUCCUGGGUGAUAUUUCUGUCACCCAGUUGAAAAGGCCCAGUCAACUCCUUUACCCGUUGGAAAAUAAGAAGACAUAUGCCCAGUAUUUGUUUGCUGACAGAAGCUGUCGGUUCUUUGUAGACCUGCUGUCUAGCCUUGGAUUCAGGAGAGUGCUGUGUGUUGGAACACCGAGGUUGCACGAGCUGAUCAGGUUGAAAGCAUCAGAUGACAAGAAGUCUAACAUUAAAAGCAUUUUAUUGGAUAUUGAUUUUCGGUAUUCACAGUUUUAUAUGGAAGAUAGCUUUUGCCAUUAUAACAUGUUUAACCAUCAUUUCUUUGAUGGGAAGGCUGCCCUUGAAGAGUGCAGAGCAUUUUUACAAGAAGAUGAAGGCGAAGGAGUCAUUAUGGUGACAGAUCCUCCUUUUGGCGGCCUGGUUGAACCUCUGGCUAUUACAUUCAAGAAGUUAAUUGCUCUGUGGAAAGAAGGUCAAAGCCAAGAUGACAGUCACAAAGAACUACCCAUUUUCUGGAUUUUCCCCUAUUUUUUUGAAUCUCGAAUUCGUCAGUUUUUUCCAAGCUUCUGCAUGCUGGAUUACCAGGUAGAUUAUGAUAAUCAUGCACUUUAUAAACAUGGAAAGACAGGUCGAAAACAGUCUCCUGUGCGGAUUUUCACCAACAUUCCACCUAACAAAAUAAUCCUUCCUACUGAAGAAGGCUACAGAUUUUGCCCUCUGUGUCAACGAUAUGUUUCUUUAGAGAAUCAACACUGUGAGCACUGUGAUUCUUGCACAUCCAAGGAUGGCAGGAAAUGGAACCAUUGCUUUCUCUGCAAAAAGUGUGUAAAGCCUUCCUGGAUCCACUGUAGCAUUUGCAAUCACUGUGCUGUUCCAGACCAUUCCUGUGAGGGUCCUAAAGAUGGCUGCUUUAUUUGUGGUGAAUUAGAUCACAAACGCACCACUUGCCCUAACAUCUCCUUAUCUAAGAGAGCUAACAACACCUUGUUUUUCAGAGCUGUCAGGAAGCAGAAGCAAAGAAAAAGUAAUAAGAUGAAACUGGAGACCACUAAAGGACAAUCUAUGAAUCAUACAUCUGUUACGAGGAAAAAAAAGAGAAGGGAAAGAGCCCAUCAAUAAUCUUAGCUCUUAAAUGUCCAGUGACUUGAAAAUAAGAAAGAUUUAUAGUCCAGCCUUUGAUGCCAUUUUCUGAAAGUGCCACACUGGACUUAAAUUCAGUCACUUGCAAAGGUAUGUACCUGGCUAAGCCAGAUACAGGCAGGCAGCAUUUGCUGGUUUAUAGACGCCUCGUCCGCCUCUCUGAGAUGUGAGGAGUUGUUCUGUCCUUAGCUGGUUUACUAGCUCUCUCUGCAUGCCUUCUUUCUCUUUUCCAAUUGUACUGUUUUAGCCUCCUUUAUCUGAAAAAUGGGCAUACAAGCAUUCUUUUGCAGAAGGUGUCAGAAGAAAAUGAAAGUGAAAACUUAAGAGGUUUUGUUUACAUUGAACAUAAAAGUCUGUUAACUUAGAUAUGGAAAUGUUUGAAGUUAAAUUUUAAAAUAGUAUGGGAUGGUUUAAACUCUUCUUGAAAAGAAAUGUGCAAUGUACAAUUAUUUUCAAACUGCAUCUGGAGAUGAUGGAAAUAAUUUUGACCAAGGCACUCUAGAGAUAUAACUAUUAUAAUUACACUGACAUUACUAUUAAAUAUUUAUUUGUAAAGUACAUUUUGCAGUUGUCCUUCAAUGUACAGAAUCACUUAAGUGUUUAUUGAAUAAAUGAGACAUUUAAAAUUAUGACUUGCUCUGUCAACUUGGCUUCUUUUAA
Molecule: messenger RNA, 2755 nt
Organism: Trichechus manatus latirostris (Florida manatee)
Lineage: Eukaryota; Metazoa; Chordata; Mammalia; Sirenia; Trichechidae
Gene: ZCCHC4
Product: zinc finger CCHC-type containing 4
Exons: 13
Coding region: 743-2074 (443 amino acids)
Biological process (GO): rRNA methylation
Cellular component (GO): cytoplasm; nucleolus
Molecular function (GO): zinc ion binding; rRNA (adenine-N6-)-methyltransferase activity; nucleic acid binding
Source: RefSeq, a predicted model, not a curated record